CACAGUUGGAAUACCAAUGUAAUCCCGACGAUAGUAUUAAUGUGUUCAAUCUACCAGACGACAGUUACCUAUUUGCCAUGCAAGUCGUCACGAACGGAAAUGACAUACUAUGUACAGUGCAAGACGAUAAUGCGACAACUGUGACGUUAACAGGAUGUUCAAAGAGUGAAGAAAUCAUUAUAACGUACGGGCCAUACAGUGAAAUAGCUGCGUAUAAAUUACAUGGUGGUAAAUCUGUGAUAGUAAAAUUCGUGUGUCUGGAGAUUGCCGAGCAAGGAGUUAUCCAUACAGUCAACAGUUCUUAUUCAGCACAGCUGACUAUAGACCAACAAAUUAGUAUUGACCCUUCAUACAGCGUGACGUCACAACUAAGUGCGACUUCAACAACUGUUGGAAGUGAAAUAAUUUGGACAAUACUCUUUCCAGAAAACUACAUCUUAGAAGUGAGCAGCUGUACAGCGUAUCCGGGCACCGAUGAUUCAUCCGAGAAUUAUGUCAAUUUGAUCUCUAAUGGCGGAUGUUCUGUCGUCACGGAUAUCAUAAGUAACUUUAACAGUUAUAGUAAUGGAACUGCCACGGCCACAUUUCAAGCCUUCAAAUUUUACAACUAUGAGAGUGUAUUCUUUGAAUGUAGUGUGAAAAUAUGUCCAUCUGGAAUAAAUCCAACAGCUUGUAUGGUACGUACAGUUUUAUGA
Molecule: messenger RNA, 695 nt
Organism: Ruditapes philippinarum (Manila clam)
Lineage: Eukaryota; Metazoa; Mollusca; Bivalvia; Venerida; Veneridae
Source: RefSeq, a predicted model, not a curated record